AUGGGAUCUAAGAUGGCCCUGAGCUUCGCCUCCUUGUACUGCGGCCUCUUCGAACAGCAAUACAUCUGGGAUGAAUGCAACCCUCAUCUUCAACACAUCACUAACUGGAAACGCUACAUCGACGACGUGUUCUUUAUUUGGCAAGGUGUACAGGGCGACACCAGCAUUGGCAGCAGCAGCAGCAGCACCAGCCAAGGGUUAAUGCAUUGUGGAAAACAUGAAACAUUGUUCUGUGGACCCCACAACCACAAAGUAGCUUGGCCAAAGCUUUCACCUGACCACAUCUGUUGUGGCAACCAGACGUACAACAAAUCAAAGCAGUGCUGCUGUUUUCAUAGACCCCUAAUGGACAUGGGCUGCAAAACACACCCUCGAGUGGAGCCUCUACCAUUGGAUGUGAGGAGAAGGAGGAGGAGUGUGGUGGAGGAGGCUCGUUGUGGCCUGGCGAGGUACAACACUGUCACCCACAUCUGCUGUGUAGACCAGCUGUUCCAAAGGCCCACGAAUGGCCAAACUGAGUGUUGUGGCAGAGUGCAAUACAGCAACGUGACACAUCGCUGCUGCAACGGAGUGCUCCAUGAAGCUGCGGACAGCCCCCUCGGCUGCACCCGCCACCAGCCUCUCCGCCACACGUCGGCCCAAAGCGGACCUUGCAGCGGCACCAGUAGUGGCAGCAGCAUGCACCGUCCUCAUGGCGCACAUUGCUGUGGGCAGCACGAAUACGACCCCGUCGAGCAAAUCUGCUGCAGUGGAUGCAGUCACAGGAGAUCACCUGCGACAUCUUGCUGCGGCGCUGAUGCCUUCAGCCCUUGGAGCGAUCUGACAACAUCAUCCUGCUCCAGAGCCACCCGGGCGAUGCAGAGAUCUCCCACGGCCUCUGCGGAAUGUGACUCAGGAUUCCAGCGGCGUCUUUUGAACCACUGGAAGAAAGAAGAUGUGUGCUGCCAAGUGUUUUUGGGGACGGUGGAAAGUGUGGCCAAAACAACUCAGGAGCUGACCAUUGUCAUGGCGCAUAUCCUGAGGGUCAGCCAAAGUUCCCAGGUGACCUCGGAGCCCCAUCCGCGACCCCUGAGGAUGUCUCUUCACUGUGACCCGACUCCCAUGCGGCCAGGCGAGGCGUACCUGUGGACGGAGGGGGACAACUGUCCAGCCAGGCUGGUCUCCAACAUCACUGGGCUAUCGUCCCCUGUGCACGCCCUGCUGUCCCGAAGGCAGAGCCUCAAUUGCGCCUCCGAGGAGGACAUUUCUUGAAUGUGGCACCGCACUCAUACAUGAUGUCCUGGCCUUGUCCGUCCGUAAAGCUCCGUUCAAUUCACGUUUCCCACCAGGUUCAGUCUGGGUUGGGUCCUGAGUUGCCAAACAACCACCCAGUCAGUGAACUGAGGAGGGACGGGGUGGGGAUGGCGCAUUACAUGUUGCAUGUCACAAUCAAACAUUAUUCAUUAGGUAAAAUCAGAUGCCAGGUCAGGCUACAUCCAUUAUGGACUGUGAAACGAUUUAAGAGUCUGCCAAGUGGAGCCCUAAUAACUAUUAUUAUGACUCAGGUAUAGUGCAGUUUUUUACUGUCACCAUUUAAGCACAAUUUAAGGCAUUUGCAGACAACUGGUGCGCAUCGCAGGCGGUGCUCGUAAAAACUACAUACUGUACACGUAUAAUGCUCAGGUUUAAUUUUAAGGUUUUUUUCACUUUUUAUAUUUUAUCAAAUGCAAGUAGAUUGUGGGUUAUCAAGUUACUGUACCUUUUUAUAAAACUAUUUGAUGGGUUUUGUUGUUGUGAAAUGGUGCUAAGUAGGCUAUUUUGACAGAACAACUUUGAGCCAUGCAUGCCAAACGAUUUUAAUGUACAUGAGUAUUGUAACUAUACAAAUGUUACUUGCCUAAUGCAUGCCUUUUAUUAGAUGCCCUAUACUAUGUAGAAGAGCUAAAUGUUAUACUGCACAAACCCAUACUAACUAUAUGCAUAUAGGCUAGGCUACCGUGUAUUGACAAGAUUUAUGGCAGUUAACGAUGAAUUGAAGAGAUCAAAUAUGUUACAGACAUAACGAAAAGGUGUCCAGCCAUGAAAUGCAGGUUGUUUAUAUUAAUGUUGUGUAUGUAUUUUGAAGCAGGCUUGGUUGAAGGAAAGGUGAACUUUAUAUUGUUUAGCAGAUGAAAUGCAAUCCAAAGCAACUUUAGAAAGUAUUGUGUUUAAAUACAUCUAGACAUGUCAAAAUCACAGUUCCAUCCCAUUGGUCUGACAGUCCAUUAGUCAGACAUCCCGACCACAGUCCGACCACACACGUUAAAACUAUGCCCAAAUCAAACAAUUCCUAACCCUAACCAUUAGGACCACGUGUUGAUCUGACUGACAAGCUGCCAAAGAACUGAAUUUUUGCCGAAAGGCAAAUGUAGUUAAUCCCCUUUUGCGUGUCUUGUGGUGUGGUUUGAUAAAGGUGAUUAGAUGAUAGUUCACGAAGAAUUCGGGAUGAAGUCAGAGAUUGCACCUGAGGAUGAUAUUAGGUCCUACAAUAAUUGUUAAGCUAUCCAACCUCACAAGGAAGCUAAAGUGAAGUUAAAGCUAAAUACAGUAUGAAGCUAAAACAGUUUGAGGGCUAAAUCAGAGAUUCUAAGAGUGUGUUAUCUGGCUGGGUAGAUUCAGCUUUUACUUUCAUUUUACAUUAUGUUACAUUUGAGCUGAUUUUUUUUAUUAUUAUUUAUAAGCAUGUGUAAUGCAUAAUAAGCUUCUUCUUUUAGGAUAUGCCUAUGUUUUUUUAACAGAGUUAUCAGCAAAAGUCAUGCUAUUUCUGACAGAAGUCAUAUGGGUCAGACAUCAUAAGGGACAACACACUGCAAAUAUCAUCCCAAAGUUAUGUAACAUCAGCACAAACAACACGGCAAUAACAUGAAAAUGUGCAACAUGAAAAAAGAUGCCUCAUGUUUGGGUACUGACAAGAGUGUGGGUCUAACUGUUUUGCUCCCACAUUAUAGACUGUACGGACUGCAGAAUGUAAGA
Engraulis encrasicolus (European anchovy) is the source of this 2991-nucleotide messenger RNA. RefSeq lists its product as uncharacterized. Bases 1 to 1251 code for a protein of 416 amino acids. The transcript is spliced from 8 exons. The record is from RefSeq and is a predicted model, not a curated record. Lineage: Eukaryota; Metazoa; Chordata; Actinopteri; Clupeiformes; Engraulidae.